CCCGCGCGACGGCUGCUUCUAUUAUCGUUCGCCGCGCUUAUUCCUUUCUCGCUUCGUUCCCACGAUGUCAGGCCUCGCGCCGACCUGACUCGCGAUCUUUAACGGGAUUACUCGUUAAAGACUCGCGGAAAGAGAUGGGGCGCAAAACCGUGUGCCUUUUGCGACCGAUUCUCGGAAAUCGCACGGUCCACCCUAAGGAACAACUUUGCGCGAGUUAACUAAAUCUUGCACAGUAGUUUUCCUCUGUUUGAACGAGUUUGUUAUCAAUACGUUGCUAGACAGUUCGUAUGGUUCGUCGAAACGCAUCCUAGCCGUAUGUGAAAUGGGUAGCGCGUGGUGGCAGUGCGCCGCAUGCUUGAGAGCGCAAGAAGAGGACAUCUGCGAAUUGCAGCUGAAUCACUGCAACCUCUACGACGUACCACCCGAUGUGUUCAUAUACGAAAGGACAUUGGAAAAAUUGUAUCUCGAUGCAAAUAGGAUAAAGGAUUUGCCAAGGCCAUUAUUCCAGUGCCAUGAAUUGCGCGUGCUCUCUCUUAGCGACAAUGAAGUCAGUACGUUACCACCCGCCAUAGCAUCUUUAAUUAAUCUGGAGUACCUAGAUCUCAGUAAAAAUAGUAUAAAGGAAUUACCGGACAGUAUGAAGGAGUGUAAAAACCUUCGAUUCAUAGACAUAAGUGUUAAUCCUUUUGAAAGAUUCCCAGAUGCGAUAACGCAUAUUGUCGGUCUGCGAGAAUUGUAUAUUAAUGACGCUUAUAUUGAAUAUCUGCCAGCCAAUUUCGGAAGACUCUCGGCUCUCAAAACGCUGGAAUUGCGUGAAAACAAUAUGAUGACGUUGCCGAAGAGUAUGAGCCGAUUGGUGAACCUUCAGAGACUCGACAUUGGUAACAAUGACUUUACCGAGUUGCCUGAAGUCGUUGGGGACCUGAUAAAUCUUACCGAGCUAUGGAUAGAUGGGAACGACAUUCGUCGAAUUCCUGUAAACAUAGAGCAGCUGUUCCGACUGAAUCACUUUGACUGUACAAUGAAUGCAAUACACACAGUUCCAUCGGAAAUCCAAGGCUGGAGAGACAUAUCCAUAAUGAAUUUCUCAUCAAACGAGAUUUACCAGCUACCCGAUUCAAUUUGUUACCUCCACACCAUGGUGACGCUUAAAGUCGAUGACAAUCAAUUGAAUGCACUGCCUGAAGAAAUUGGUCAGAUGUCAAGCUUGGAGGAGCUGAUAGUUACUAAAAACUUCCUGGAAUAUUUACCGUCUUCUAUAGGGCUUCUGAGGAAGCUCCACUGUUUGAACGCCGACAAUAAUUAUCUAAGAUGUCUGCCACCAGAGAUCGGAAGCUGCACCUCGCUCUCCUUGUUGUCGUUGAGGUCGAACAAUCUCACGCAUAUUCCACCUGAAUUGGGCCACUUGUCUUCACUGCGAGUGCUCAACCUUGUUAACAAUUGUAUUAAAUACUUGCCGGUGUCCAUGCUGAACUUGACAAAUCUUAAGGCGUUGUGGCUAAGUGACAACCAGAGUCAACCAUUGGUGCCAUUGCAACAAGAAUUCAAUCACGAAGAAGACAUCAUGGUGCUAAGCUGUUUUAUGCUACCGCAGAAACCACGACAGGAUUUCGAACAAAUUGAACCAGUGGGUCCAGUGUCUACCUCCAUUAUCGGAACCGGAAGGAAAAUUUGUUUCGCUGCAGAAGUCGAAUCCGAAGUUCCCCGACAACUCCAUCGUGCGCCUACCCCAUAUCCCAAGGAAUUACGCAAUCUUGCCAGGCACGCACGAAACCUGCACCAUCAGUCUACCCACGAUCAAAGAGAAGGCACAAUCAAGGAGGCUGUCGUUGCCAAAGCCACCGCUAGUCUGGGUAUCGUCUCAAAACCUGAGCCAGUCACGUUGAACAAUAAGGCUGUAGAACACGCGGAUUCAGAGGAGUCGACCGAAGAGCCUGCCAAAAUUAUACUCGCCAAGGAAAAAAAUCCAGACAUCCGAGAAGCGAAGUGCGUUCGCAAUCCAACGUCCGAGUAUCUCACGAAACAGCCCACCAUCGCCGACUACGUGAAUUCCACCUGGAAACCUGACGAGUAUUCGAAAGCGAACACGGCAAAAAUCGUGGAAUCCGAGAAGCUCGCCGAGCCCUACAGAAGCAUGAACUCGUCGGACGGAAAAGGUGCCGAAAUCACAGGGUCUCUACCGUACAAAAUAAACGAGACACCUCUAUCUCCGCCACCUUAUCACAUAGCCGCGGCGUUCUCCAAACAAGCCGCUCUCUUUCAACAACUCAACCAUGCACCGACACCGGAAAACCAUUCACCAGUUCCAGCGACCGCAAAUAACAUAUCAAACUCCGAAGAGGAGUCCUUACGCCAUGCCCAGACUGCACCUCCACAGCCUCUCUCUCCCGAUCUCGGAAGCAAAGGAUCGCCCGAAGCGAGCAAUGGGAAUGACUCCGAAACUCGAUCCAACGAAUCCUUCUCUCCCGACGAUCGGCAUUAUUUGGAUAAAUCUCACGACCAGCUAUCUCGCGACACCGCCGACUCGUUCCAGACCCCACCGUCGGAGCUCCGGUAUCCCGACUCGCCCAUCGAUCGGGAUCGUUCUCCGAAACCGAGCAAAAUUCCCGUGUUGCGAUCCAAACACUCGGACGGCUCGGCUUUCGAGAACGAGAGCGAGAACUGCACGGAAACACCGGAGGAGAGCGAAAGGCCGAAGACUCUGAGGGCGUCGUGCAUCCCGACUUCGCCCAUCACAGGAAAGAAGUACCGGAGCCCCCUGACCUCGCAAUCGAGGUCCUCGGACCGCUCCAAGAGGUCUCUGCUCAACGGGUCCAGCAUCGAUGGAUCCCUCGACAAUUCCUUCAAAUCCUGCGACUCGAACGUCUCCACGCCGACCUCGAUAGCUAAAGAUCCUCGAGACGGCAUCAAGAACAAGCAAUCCGACGACGGUCUCUUGACCCUGGCCCCGAAGAACUCGAGGUCGGCGAACGAGGCCGAUUCCGGAAGAAGCACUCCGGCCUCGCCGAGCGCGAAACAGCUGGACGGUACGGGCUCUGUCAAAGUCUCCAAAUCGAAAAUCCCCACGUUGAACGACUCGUCCAGCUCGGAAAGAAAGCCAAGGUUUAAGUGGAUGUUCGGGCCGCAUAAGAAUGCGAACGUGUUCCCGGUACAGGUAAGGAAGAAUCCUGGACUAGGCUUCAGUAUCGCCGGUGGAGUAGCAGGGGCUGAGACGGGAAUCAUCGUGACAAAGGUUAACCCAGAGGGACCGGCGCAGGGCACGCUGAGGCCGGGUGACAAGAUUCUAGAAGUCGACGGCAUAGACUUGACAAAGUCGGAUCACAACGAUGCCGUCGCCGUGUUAAGGAACACCGGACCGGUGGUGUCCAUGAUGAUCAGCAGGCACCAGUGAUUUUUACCCGAGAGUCCUGCAAGCGAUUCCUCGAUCGUAUGUAAUUAUAUAUACAUGGCGUGUCGCGCAACUUUCAAGCGCCGGAUUGACACUUCUGUCUAGACUGAGUAGCGUACUUUAUUUAGGAUCUUGUAUUCCAGUUAUUUAUGCGAACGAGGACGGAUGAGAGAAAUUGGUUGUGCGACUGCGGGUUACGUGUCGAGUCCGUACCGAGUUGGAAAGCGCGAAAAAUCGACCCUCCGGAAAAGAAGGUCAUUUUUCAGAAGUCGCGGCCAGACUUUGUCCGGAGGGCUCGAAAGCUACGGAAUCGGAUUUCGACCCGCGAUUCUCCCGGUGACCUUCUUAGGGAGCUUUUGAUCCGGUCUUUCGUUUGAUCUACGUACGCUCCGUUAUUGGAACGAGGGAAACUAGGCCGGCAUUUUGAAUUUCAGCCAAGAUACGUGUAAUGAAAAGGUGCGUUGACCGAAUUUAAGGCCCGGCAUCCAUCUCCGAGUCAAUACCCGCUUUGGUUGAAAAGAGAGCGUAGGAACAAAUUUUACAGAGCCGCUUUGGACAUUGUACAGUGCACUUGCACGCCUCGAUUAUUUUUCGAUCGCGCGUUUCGAUGGACUUUUAUACAGGAUUUUUCGGGGUGUCGAGCUUAUUUCGCGUUAGGUUUAGUGGCUCGCGGAAUGUCUGAUCUUCGCGGGAGAUGGCACCUGGACGGAGGGGUAUAUCAAAGUAGAAAAAGGAAAAUCCAAACUCCGCCGCCAAGGGCCCCUGGCUCUUCUCUCAAAAACCGGAGUUUCGAUUUGGACGUUAUUUUCCCGAAAACCGAGAGUUUGCUUUCGGCCCCCGACCCGAUAAUACGAAGCGCACAUUCUUAGAUAUUCCCCACACCGUGUCCGCAAGUCAGUGUCGUUAAAUCCGUUUGUUCUCGUUGUUUUCAUAAUUCUAGGUAACGAUGUGCCAGAAAAGCUAAAUACUAUUUAUUACUCGUAUACAUAAAAGAAGUGUAUAUACAUAUAUACACAUAUAUAUAUAAAAUAUAAAUUUAUACGAGGUAGUUGAGCGAUAUAUCGGUUAGGUAAAGAGAAAGGAAAUAUUCUUCUAUGUGCUGUACUUUUAUCAAGUGAUGUUAUCGUAUACUUAUCGUACCGUUGUUAACCAUAUUAGACAUUUUACGACCGGUUGCAUAAUUUCGACCGAUUCCCUUCGGAUUACUCUAACUCUAAUUUUGUUUGCUCAAUGCUCGCGUUGCCUCUGUAUUAACGUCCAUGAGGAGGGCUCGUCCUCUCGUAACGCGAUUAUCUUGCGAGUUUAGCCAUUUUACCUGCGCGCGACCUUUUUACUUCACUUUCCGUUCAUUUUCGCCUUUCCUUCUUAGUCGGCCAAGCCGCGUAGCUUUAGGAAUAUCGCCCGAAUUCCGGGGACAUCUUCCUUCGUGAGUAUCGGUUGCCAAACAGUCAUUAACAGUGCACAAUGCCUGAGGAUUAUUAUUAAUAAAUGUGUCGCGGUGUAAGAGCUCGAUCGAAGCUGCUUCUUCUGAAAGAUUAUCGAGCGGUGGUUAAUAUACAAGUGGGAAAAAUAUCUAUAUAUAUAUUUAUGUAUAUUUUAAUUUCAGAAGGAAGCAAAACGGCGCGUCUUGUGUACCGUGUUAAAUGUUCGCGUCCGGCGACGUCGAUCGGACGCGCCACGAGAAGCUCUAUUUUAAUAUUGAAUGUUUUAGGGCCCUCUUUUAGAUAUUCACCGUGUUCCGCGGCAUUCCACGCCCGAAUUUCUUACCGUCAAUUUCCCGUUACGGGUCAAACGGAAAACGGGAUAUCCGAAUAAUUCUUGGUCUCGAUAAAAGCCGAGAUUCGUUCGUGGCGUCCGCGUGGGACAGAAAACGGGGUGGGUCGGAUUUUAUCUGGCCCUUUUCUCUUCGUUUAUAUAAAACUCCUGUACUGACCCACUCUGCUGGAAAAUCCCCCCUUCUCCGAUAUUUUGUUACGAUCGUGCCUAAGAAAUUGUAAAUUACGCGAGCGAACCCGUCGAGGCCAGUGAAAUCUAAAAAAAAAGCACCACCUUCGAUCUCGGAGCGUCGAAGGUUCGAUACUUUAAAACUAUUUUUCGUUCCGUCACGCAUACAGCUGGAGAUCCUUUUAUUUAUUCCUGAGACUAUUUACAUAAGUUAUUUCGAGAAGAGAUAUUUUUUUCACGUUUCGAUAAUACUGCCUCGAUGGUCGCUCGCGAAUACCUUGCUGCAGCAAUAAAAAAAAAAAGGAAAUAAGAAAGCCAAUAAAUAAUGGCAUCGGCGUUUACUAUUAGACGUAAGUCGAUCGACAUCAUACUUGAAUGGUCUUGAAAAAUAGCUUCCCCGAUCGUAGAUUACUGUUAAAUAAUCGACUUCAGGGUUUACUCGAGAACCCCGAUUUUGAAUUACAUUCGCAGAGCGAGGGAUCGGUACGAGCCCGAUUGUUGUAAUAAACGGUAGUCUAAUUCCCGAUCAGCUGUUCCGCGUCGACGGAGCCCUUGAGGCCAUUUAAUCCAUAACGAGCGCUAGAUUAAUUUUCAUAAAAGAUAGAGAAGAAAAAUAACAAGGGGAACGGAAGAAUACCUGAAAAAAGUAUGAUCGAGACCGCGGUGGGUGAAAAAGCGUCGCACUUAUUCAAAAAUCUAGGUUCCUAGUCAUGCCGAACGCGCCGCGAAACGCAUUUGGCGCGAAACUCCACCGAAUUUCUUGAUGAGGUGCGAUUGCGAAUAACUAACGAUUGUAUACGCUUUUCUUUCCUUCUAAUCCCUUUUUAAGUGCCUUUAAUUUGUUUGCGUAGAGAGUAAAUUAAGCCCGUUUCGUUGGUUCCCGACGUAAUUCGCACCUUUUUCUCCAAAACGAGGCGAUUGUAGAAUCCUUGUUAAAUGGAAAAGAGUUAACGAGUUUCGCAUUCGAAAGGUCGUGAAAAUACCGAGCGACGUAUCGGCGCGUUCUCGCGCGAACCAAACCGUUUGGCUGCUCCUUUUCUUCCUCGCUCCUUCUUCGAGGUGUUUCCUUUUCCCCCGUUCUUCUCUUCCGAGCGAAAGGGUACUCGAAAAAAAUGCAAGCACAAAUCGCAUUUACACUGUGAACACUUCGGACCAUGUAACGUGUACACACUCUUUCUACACUACUCUUUAACCGAGCAGACUGAAUAUGUUUUGGACACUUUGUAUUUAGCUCUAGUACGUUAUUAGAUGAAGUAAGUACGCGAACCCGCGAGGAGGAGCGCAAGUGAUUAUACGAGUAAAAGGAAAAACAAUAAAGUAUAUGUACGGAUAAA
Orussus abietinus is the source of this 6666-nucleotide messenger RNA. It is a transcript of the gene Lap1, whose product is annotated as protein lap1. The coding region runs from base 323 to 3391 and encodes 1022 amino acids. Gene Ontology annotation, cellular component: postsynaptic density; adherens junction; postsynaptic membrane. Gene Ontology annotation, molecular function: protein binding. NCBI's taxonomy places the organism in Eukaryota, Metazoa, Arthropoda, Insecta, Hymenoptera, Orussidae. The transcript has 11 exons. Gene Ontology annotation, biological process: neurotransmitter receptor transport, endosome to postsynaptic membrane; neurotransmitter receptor transport postsynaptic membrane to endosome. The record is from RefSeq and is a predicted model, not a curated record.